Sporothrix schenckii 1099-18 is the source of this 2682-nucleotide messenger RNA. RefSeq names its product cullin 3. The transcript is spliced from 2 exons. Bases 1 to 2682 code for a protein of 893 amino acids. Gene Ontology annotation, molecular function: ubiquitin protein ligase binding. Gene Ontology annotation, biological process: protein ubiquitination; ubiquitin-dependent protein catabolic process. NCBI's taxonomy places the organism in Eukaryota, Fungi, Ascomycota, Sordariomycetes, Ophiostomatales, Ophiostomataceae. Gene Ontology annotation, cellular component: Cul3-RING ubiquitin ligase complex. The record is from RefSeq and is a predicted model, not a curated record.
AUGUAUAAGGGCAAGAUCCGCGCACCCCGACGAGUCGGUGGUGUCGCACGCGCCGUGGGCGGCGUGGACGAUUUCGAAGAGAACUGGGGCCUCAUCCGCGACGCCCUCGACGACAUCCACAACCAAAACGCCGGCAAGCUGUCCUUUGAGCAGCUGUACCGCGCCUCGUACAAGAGUGUCCUCAAAAAGCGCGGCGAGGAGCUCUACAACCGGGUCAGGGGGUUCGAGGAGCGGUACUUUGCCGACAAGGUCAUCUCGCUGAUCUGGCCGCUGGUGACGCAGGGGCUGGUGGCCGUCAGUCUGCACAAUGCCGCCAGCACAACGGCACACAGUCGACGCGGGAUGGGCGAGCGGUUGCUGCGCGGGCUCAAGGAGACCUGGGAGCGGCACAACAUGUCGAUGAACAUGGUGGCGGACGUGCUGAUGUAUCUGGACCGCGACGCGCAGGACUCGAACCGGCCCUUUAUCUACGCGACGACGAUUGGCCUCUACCGCGACCACAUCCUGAAAGCACCGCUCCCACCAUCCAUAUGGAACCGCCAGUCCGACCAGUUUGCGGGCAGCUGUGCGGAGGGCCAAGCUCCCGCCAGCGGCAUCAACGGAUCCGGCGGCACCAGCGCAACCAGCGGAACCAGCGGCAGCGCCUCCUACCACCACCCCACCAUCUACACGACCCUCGCGGCCGUCGUGCUCGACCAGAUCAACAUGGACCGCGACGGCGAGAUUGUCGACCGGCCGCUCCUGCGAAGCUGCGUGGCGAUGCUUGAGGCGCUGUACGAGACGGACGAGGAGCAGGAGGACGAGAAACUCUACUUGACUUUGUUCGAGCCGCAGUUCCUGCAGGCGACGACCGACUUUUACAAGGCCGAGUGCGAGCGGCUGCUGCGGGACGGCGACACGCGGGUCUGGCUGCGGCAGACGCGGCAGCGGCUGCGCGAAGAGCACGACCGCUGCGGCCACACGGUGUCGCAGGAGACCUUGCAGAAGACGGCGCGCGUGCUCGAGGCGGAGUUGAUUGCCGCGCACCUCGAGGAGUUUCUGGCCAUGGACGGCACGGGCCUCAAGGCCAUGGUCGACGACGAGCGCACCGACGACCUCGCCAUCCUCUACGACUUGGUGGGCCGCGUCGAGAGCAAGCAGGUCGUGUUGCGGAACGCGCUGCAGGUGCGCAUCAUUGAGAUGGGCGUCGACGUCGAGAAGACGCUGCGCGAGACGGACUUUUCGGUGGCCGGCGAGGCGCCGCUGUCGGCGUCGGCGCAGCAGACGGCGGCCGCCAUCAAGUGGGUCAACGACAUCCUGGACCUCAAGGACAAGUUCGACCGGCUGUGGCGGGACUGCUUCCAGCAGGACCUGGCCAUCCAGUCGGCCAUUGCCAGCAGCUUCACCGAGCUGUUCCGGCUGUGCACGCGCAGCGCCGAGUACGUCUCGCUGUUCAUCGACGACAACUUCAAGCGCGGCCUGCGCGGCAAGAGCGACGCCGAGGUCGACGCGGCCCUCGACAAGGCGACGGUCAUGGUGCAGCACGUGACGGAAAAGGACAUGCUGGAGCGCUACUACCAGAAGCACCUGGCGCGGCGGCUGCUGCACAACAAGAGCGAGAACCCCGAGGCCGAAAAGCUCAUGAUCUCGCGCAUGCAGUCGGAGCUCGGCAAGGCCUUUACCAGCAAGUUUGAGGGCAUGUUCAAGGACAUGGCGACGUCCGAGGAGCUGACGCGCGACUAUGCGAGCUACGUGCAGAAUCUGGGGUCGACCGAGACGGCCGAAUCCUCUACGGCCGACGAUGCGGACGGGGAUGACGCGGAUGGCGCGGACGACGGCGUGGGCGCCGACACAGCGCGCAUCGACCUCGGCGUCAACGUGCUGACCAGCAACAACUGGCCCCCCGAGGUCAUGGGCCGCUCGUCGCAGCUGGAGGCGGGCCUGUCGAGCGCGCCGGCCGGCUGCACCUACCCGCCCGAGAUCCGCCGCCUGCAGGCCAGCUUCCUCAAAUUCUACCUGCGCAACCGCAGCGGCCGCGUGCUCUCGUGGGUCGGGUCGGCCGGCAGCGCCGACAUCCGCUGCGUCUUCCCGCGCAUCCCCGGCCACGACAAGGGCCCGCUGAGCCGCGAGCGCCGCUACGAGAUCAAUGCGCCGACGCACGGCAUGAUUGUCCUGCUGCUCUUCAACGAGCUGCCGGCCCGCGACGACGGCUCGACGCCGGCGCUGUCGUUUGACGAAAUCCAGGGCCGCACCAACAUCCCCGCCGCCGACCUCACGCGCGCCCUCGCUUCGCUGUGCAUCCCGCCCAAGUGCCGCGUGCUCCUCAAGAGCCCCUUGACCAAGACGAUCAAGCCCACCGACACGUUUGCGUUCAACGCCCAGUUCACCAGCAAGUCCCUCAAGAUCAAGGUGCCCGUCAUCAACGCGCUGUCCAAGGUCGAGGGCGAGGACGAGCGCAAGGCCACCGAAGACAAGAACAACCAGACGCGCUCGCACACCAUUGACGCCGCCGUCGUGCGCAUCAUGAAGCAGCGCAAGGAACUGAUGCACACGGCGCUCGUCACCGAGGUGGUCACGCAGCUGGCGAGCCGGUUCCGGCCCGAGGUGGCCAUGGUCAAGAAGCGCAUCGAGGACCUGAUUUCGCGCGAGUACCUGGAGCGCAUCGAGGACUCGGAGCCGGCGGCGUACCGGUAUGUUGCGUGA